AUGCCUACAGGGCGUAAGCAAUCGGUCAACAACGGUUUCGUCACUGAGCGCGAGGUUGGUGGCGAGCGCCGUUCGAUCCGCCACUACCACGAUGGUCGAGUAUCAGGACCCACGCGGCCCGUCGCUGCCCCUAUUCCAGUCCUCUCUAGGAAGGCCAGCACUCUAGAUCUAUCAGACGCCAAGGAUGCUCCUAACCCAAAAGGUAAGUCCAACAUCAUUGCUGUUCCCGAACUCAAGGACCUGAAAUGUGAUCCCGAGACUGCCGCUGAAAUCGUUGAUUACUGUGGCGAACUUGGGAACGUCCCACAGAAGCUUCCUGAAGUGUGCCUUCCGACCGAUGUUAAGACUAUUUCGAAACAGUGGGAGCAAAUGGGGGGAAAGGAUCACACUGGAAAUUCAGAUCUUCACAAGUAG
This is a messenger RNA of Penicillium vulpinum, 414 nucleotides long. RefSeq lists its product as uncharacterized. Bases 1 to 414 code for a protein of 137 amino acids. NCBI's taxonomy places the organism in Eukaryota, Fungi, Ascomycota, Eurotiomycetes, Eurotiales, Aspergillaceae. The transcript has a single exon. The record is from RefSeq and is a predicted model, not a curated record.